This is a messenger RNA of Lagopus leucura (white-tailed ptarmigan), 3650 nucleotides long. RefSeq lists its product as uncharacterized. The record is from RefSeq and is a predicted model, not a curated record. NCBI's taxonomy places the organism in Eukaryota, Metazoa, Chordata, Aves, Galliformes, Phasianidae. The transcript has 9 exons. Bases 57 to 1712 code for a protein of 551 amino acids.
CGCUGGGAGAGCCCGGCGGCGAUGCCCCCCCGGCGCUGAGUCGCGCUGCCGCCGGGAUGUUCGCCUGGCACCGGAGCUUUCCCCUGGGAGCGCCCUGGAAGAGAGGUAAGAAGAGUCCACCUGCUGAGGACAAAGUAGUGCUAACACAUAUGAAGAUAUUGAGCAAUGAAGGAAUUCAGAACCCAGGGCUAGUACCAGAGGCUCCUGCUGAUGCAGCCUGUACUGAGGAACCCCAUCUUCCCAGCACAAAUUUCCCACAGGACUGCCAGGGAUGUCCAAAUGCCACAGCCAUAACAGCAGACACAGACUAUGCAGAAGCCCCAGCAGGCACAGAUUAUGUAGCCACACUGCCUGACCUCAGCAGCUUUGAGUCCAAGUGCCGCCUUCACAGAUUCUCCAAAUUUGAAUCUGAGGACUCGGGAGUUGAACUGCCAAGCGGAGCUAACUCUCCAUCAACGCCAACGGGCUCAGAGAAGAGCUUUGUUCUUCACAGCAGAGACUCAUUUUGUGACUCAGGUGUGCUUAGCACCUCAUCUUCUCCAGAAAUUGACCACCUGAUAAUGAGAGCAUGUAAAGAGCGUGCCAGGAAGGUUGGCCAGCAAGGUGUGGAGAGUGAAAAGAAAGAUGAGCUCUAUAGCCAGGAGUCAGACGUGGUGGAGGUUCCCACACCUUCCCUUGAAGACUUCAGUGUUCCUCAGGAAGGAGAAAAUCCUGAUGAGCAUUUUGACCAGAGUGAAAGGCAGUCUCUGGAAAAAGAACCAUCCCCAGAGACGAACUCCCCCACAGAGAGCACUCUUCCCACCCCGAUUCCCAUAGAGGAGCCAAAAACAAUUGCUGACAAUUACACAGAGACCUUUGGCAGUACACAAGACCUUCAGCUCCAUGGACAUCAGCUGAAGAAGUACCCCACAAGUGACAGCCUGGACGAAUACAUGAAUGAAUGCUGUAGACUGAGUGAGGUGAACCAAGGGAAUAGCAAAGCCCUGGGAUCUGGCCUGGGAUACCUGGAACACAUUUGCCAACUGAUUGAGAAGAUUGGGCAGCUGCAGGAGCACAACCUGCGGCUCCAAAAGCAAGUCUGCAGCUUACAGAAAGAGCAGAAGAUGAGCCAGAUAAAAGAGGAGUACCUCAUGCAGCAUUGCUCCUGUGGAGCUGCCAGCGUGUUCCUCAACUCGUACCAAGACAUGAAGACAUUUUUGGCAGGGAGAAGCAGACCUCAUAGCCUCUUGGUUCAGACUGGAAACCCUUCUGAUCUUUCAAUCAUCCCAGAAAUAGGAGCAAACACUGACAAGCUCAGCGACUACUGUGGAAGUGAGAGAUACCCAGAAUCAGGAAACAGCCAUCCAACAGCAGGGCUCAGGAAGUUGUCGAACAAUAGGAACAAGGAAAAUGAGUUCAGAGAAGGUGGUGGCAUGGCCGAAAGACAGGCUUUUCCACCAAAGGAUUCUGCAGCCAGAAAGGGUCUGGAGACCAGCAAGAACUGUUCGGGUGAGAGCCAUGCGUGGGGGAGAAUGAGAGAUCUUAUGAGGAAGACAAGGCUGAGAAACCAAAGCAAGCUGGGGCUGUCCUCUGCUGCUCUGAAGAGGUCCUGCCCACAGUUGUACAGGCCCGAUAUUAUGUCUUCAGAGCUGAGAAAAGCUGAGAGAACUGAGAGGAACUCCAUGAUUGUUUUGGGGCAAAAUACAAAGAAUGAAAACAUAUGGCCUUUCUGAUAACUCAAGUUAAAGGGGACAAGGUAAAGAAGAAGUGGGAACAAUUGCGGACACAAAAUGGAAGAGCCCAGGGGUGCUUUGUGCAGCUUCGUGUACCCAGCAUCCUCCAGCUGUUGGCAAAGCAACUCUGAUUUGAAUGUUGGAAGGGAAAGAAGGAAAGGGGACAAGGAUAAUGGUCUGUGGACAGAUGCAUACUCAGCUACCUAUGGCUUUGCUCCUGAACCUACCACAUACUCACAAGCCAAAGAAGAAGAAACUUGCAGCUAACACCUUGGUACCAUAACUAGGAGAGGCUUUUAAAUGAGACUUGAUAAUUAAUUCUUCCUCCUACCUGUGCUAGGAACAGUACUACCUGAAUCACCAAAGCAAUUAUCACUGCUUCCUGGGGACCUCUUACAGCUGAAAUGAACUUCAGCCUCACAGUGGCCAGAGGAGCACUAUAUGCAGAGAUGGCCAUUGCCUGCACUCCUCCCUCAGGCCAGGGGCUGCAGGCUGCUUGCCCUCAGCACACUCCUCCCUUCCCAGCAGGGCCUCACCAGCUAUGCAGUUUUAAUCAAAUGCAACAGGAACAAAAGUCCAUAAAGCCAAACUCUCCCCCAAGGCCGUUCAGAAACCCACCACCAGCUGCACCUUUUGCAAACACUCCUUGAUUUCAGUGCCAUCCUAACACAGAAGUCAACAUGGUGAAUGGCACUGCAAGAAUUGACCAUUAGAGAGUUGGGAGGGUACAUCCAUGGCAGCAUCUCAGCCAUCCAGCAGCCCAGCUCUCUGUCAGGCUGUGCUGUCCACCUUCUGGAAGAGCAGGGCUGCAAGGAUGAGUUACUCACACACAUCCUCUAUAUUCUGUAUCUAGGACUGUUCUUUUAGAUCUCUUAGGUUUUGAGGUUUAUUUUUUUUUAAUGCUGGUGCCUCAUUGCCACAUCUCCACAGAGCUCAGAGAAUUGACAGCAUCUGUUUCUGAAGGUGCUGCAGCUGCCACAGUGAUCUCUGCUCUUUUGCUGGUAGGAGCUGGUGCUUUUAUACCUAUGGAGUAAAAAUUCAAGCAAGCCAACUUCGUCUCUUGUUACAGGAGCAUGCUACUCCCCUGAAUUACAAUAUAACUGUCAAUCAGGCACUUGCUAUUUAAAAUCCUUUCUGGGCUACCCUUGGGAACUGAGAUUUCAGAAGAUGACAGUAACAUGCCAACUUCAGCAGGUUUAGCCUUUCAGCAGCAGGUGCUUCCCUUCUGCUCAUGAACAGCAGUUGGAGCCCUCCAAGGCAGAGCAGGAUCUCUUCUUCUGAGAUUCUGUAAGCCCAGUUCUAGCAGCAACACAAAGCAAAGAGUUGUUGCUCACUAGAACAACAGAUCAUGUUUACUCAGUGCAAGUAUAAUUUGCAGGUGAAGUUCAGUGUAGCUGCUGUUAUUUAGCAUCUAAAAAAAAAAAAGUUUAUGCUGACUCACAGUUAGUACCCUGAAGUAGGUGCUGUGUUUAAUAUUUCAGUUGUCAUUAAUUACAGCUGCUGUUGUAACACUUGGUUAUUCACUGUAUAUUUUGCUAGCUUCAUCCAAAGCUAGAGAUAUUUAUGACUUGAUUAUUCUGUGAAUAGUCUGUAUAUCUCCAUAAAUCCCAGGGGCUAAAAAUCCUGCCUCAACUUACACCCUCCACCCAUACAGACACUAUGAGGAAUAUGAAUCAGUGUAGAACUGGACUUGCAGUGUUUCAGGAAAGUCAUGAACUGGUGUUUUCCCAUCCCCUACUCUCCUCACAUUAUAGGUGUUAUGGUUUUUAAAAUUAAGAUGAACUAGCACUCUUUUUAUUACUGCAUUAUAUGAAAUAUAUUCAUGUAUUUUCAAAACUAUAUUUAUAACCUGUAACAUACUGUAUAGUUUGCCACUUUUAGAUAUGCUUGUACUACAACUUAAUAAGUUUAAUAAUAAAAUCAUCACUUAUUAAAUAA